AUGUCUCAAUCUCCUUCGUCCUCUCUUCGUAAGAGAGGGGGGAAGAAGGAGACCUACCCCCCCGUCCCAACGGACGAUGUCUCCUCCUCUCCUUUGUCUUCGCCAAAGUUGCCCGUCGCUUCCAAAAGCCAGUCGGAAUGGGACUAUAGGCUGGCCUUAGUCGUCCUCACCGUCCUGGCGUUUAUCACUCGAUUCUACAAGAUAUCCUACCCUAAUGAGGUCGUGUUCGACGAGGUGCAUUUUGGCAAGUUUGCUUCUUACUACCUACAACGGACUUAUUUCUUCGAUGUGCACCCCCCGUUCGGCAAGCUCCUCUUCGCGUUGAUGGGGUGGCUGGUUGGUUACGACGGCCACUUCUUGUUUGAUAACAUUGGCGACUCUUACAUCGACAACAAAGUCCCUUACGUUGCUCUCCGCGCCAUGCCCGCCACCCUUGGCGCUCUGACCAUUCCCGUCGUGUUCCUCAUCAUGUGGGAGUCCGGAUAUUCCCUCCCAGCGUGUGUGUUGGCCGCUGGCCUUGUGCUGUUUGAUAAUGCCCAUGUCGGAGAGGACCGGUUGAUUCUGCUCGAUGCUAGCUUGGUGCUUACGAUGGCCCUGAGCAUCCUGUGCUACGUCCGCUUCUAUAAGCUGCGCCAUGAGCCCUUUGGACGGAAGUGGUGGAAGUGGCUGCUCUUGACCGGUGUUUGUCUCAGCUGCGUCAUCUCUACGAAAUAUGUCGGCGUCUUCACGUUUGUCACGAUCGGUGCUGCGGUCCUGGUUGACCUGUGGAACUUGUUGGAUAUCAACCGCCCUUCGGGAUCUCUCAGCAUGGUUCAUUGGGGGAAGCAUUUUGCCGCUCGCGCUUUUGCCCUCAUCAUUGUGCCUAUCUUUUUCUACCUGUUUUGGUUCCAGGUCCACUUUGCCAUUCUCACGCGCUCCGGACCCGGUGAUGAUUUUAUGACCCCAGAGUUCCAGGAAACCCUGAGUGACAACGCAAUGGCAGCACAGUCCGUCGGCAUCGAGUACUUCGACACGAUCACGAUCAGGCACAAGGAUACCAAGGUGCUGCUACACAGCCACUGGGAGAAGUAUCCGCUGCGCUACGACGAUGGACGUAUUUCCAGUCAGGGCCAGCAGGUCACCGGAUAUCCGUUCAACGAUACCAACAACAACUGGCAGAUUUUGCCUGCCGUCCCUCUUCCUGGUGUCGACGACAAGGGUCACAGCGUCAAGAACGGCGACAUUAUUCAACUCCGCCACGUUGGUACCGAUACCGUUCUCCUGACCCACGAUGUUGCGUCUCCCUACUACCCCACCAACCAAGAAUUCACCACCGUCUCUCACGAGUUGGCCAAUGGCGAGCGUCACAACGACACGCUCUUCGAGAUCAAGAUCGAGAAUGGCAAGGCUCAACAGGAAUUCCGCACUCUUUCAAGCCAUUUCAAACUCAUCCAUGUCCCCACUCGGGUGGCUAUGUGGACUCACACGAACCCGCUGCCGGAGUGGGCCUUCAAGCAGGCUGAGAUCAACGGCAACAAGAACGUUCUUCAGUCCAGCAACCUUUGGUUUGUCGAGUCUAUUGAGUCGCUGGAUGAGAGCAACCCUCGGGCUUCCAAGGAGGUGCGCCAGGUCAAGCAUCUGCCCUUCUGGCGCAAGUACCUUGAGCUGCAACGCGCCAUGUUCUUCCACAACAACGCCCUGACCAGCAGCCACCCGUACGCCAGCGAGCCUUUCCAGUGGCCCUUCCUUCUUCGUGGUGUCAGCUUCUGGACCAAGAACGACACUCGGGAGCAAAUUUAUUUCCUUGGUAAUCCAAUUGGAUGGUGGAUUGCCAGCAGUCUGUUGGCUGUGUUUGCCGGUGUCAUUGGCGCUGACCAGUUGUCUCUUCGACGUGGAGUCGAUGCCCUUGAAGAAAUUUGGGGCCGGGGUUCUCGUUCGCGCCUGUACAACAGCACAGCCUUCUUGUUCCUUUGCUGGGCCGCCCACUAUUUCCCCUUCUGGUUGAUGGGUCGUCAGCGUUUCCUCCACCAUUACCUGCCGGCUCAUGUUGCCUCUGCCAUGGUGACCGGUGCUCUGAUCGAGUUCAUCUUCAACCUGCAGCCGAUCUCGGUUCCUCGCCCUGUCAAGGAGGAUGACCCCACGGGCAAGUCCAAGGCGGAGGCUAGCCCCGGCCACUUCGUCACGGCGAAGGAGCGCAUGGGUCGCCAGUCGCUCAUUGCGGCGUGGGUUGCCACCCUGGUCAUUCUGAGCGUGACCAUCUGGGGCUUCUGCUUCUACGCGCCCUUGACCUACGGUACUCCUGGUCUGGACGUUGCGGGCGUGAAUUCGCGGAAGUGGCUGGGCUAUGACCUGCAUUUUGCCAAAUAA
Molecule: messenger RNA, 2346 nt
Organism: Aspergillus clavatus NRRL 1
Lineage: Eukaryota; Fungi; Ascomycota; Eurotiomycetes; Eurotiales; Aspergillaceae
Gene: pmt4
Product: dolichyl-phosphate-mannose-protein mannosyltransferase
Exons: 3
Coding region: 1-2346 (781 amino acids)
Biological process (GO): protein O-linked glycosylation via mannose
Cellular component (GO): endoplasmic reticulum; membrane
Molecular function (GO): dolichyl-phosphate-mannose-protein mannosyltransferase activity
Source: RefSeq, a predicted model, not a curated record